Molecule: messenger RNA, 894 nt
Organism: Scheffersomyces stipitis CBS 6054
Lineage: Eukaryota; Fungi; Ascomycota; Pichiomycetes; Serinales; Debaryomycetaceae
Product: Pra1p
Exons: 3
Cellular component (GO): fungal-type cell wall; extracellular region; cell surface
Molecular function (GO): zinc ion binding; metallopeptidase activity; integrin binding
Source: RefSeq, a predicted model, not a curated record
AUGAAAUUUUCAUCUGUUCUUUUAUUCACGUCUACUGCUUUAGCCGCACCAGCAUCACCUGACUCUUUUUCGCAAGUCAGAGUUCCAGCUUACGACUGGUCUUCUGGUUGGGUUAAAGACUUUCCAAUACAUUCUUCAUGUAAUGAGACUCAAUACAACCAACUCCGCUCGGCCCUUGAAGAAACUGAAGAAUUGGCUGCUCAUGCCAGAGAUCACACAUUGAGAUUCGGUAACAACUCCGACUUUUUCAGACUUUAUUUUGGAAAUGAAACUGCCUCUGCUGAAGUGAUUGGUUGGUUUGACAGUAUAGUCAGUGAGGAUAAGAGUGCCCUCACUUUCCGAUGUGACAACCCAGAUGGUAACUGUGAUCUUGAAGGUUAUGCUGGCCAUUGGAGAGGUGAAAACGGUUCCGAUGAAACUGUCAUCUGUGAUUUGUCGUUCUCUUCUCGUUUGUCACUUACAAAAUUAUGUUCAGCAGGAUUCACUGUUGGUAGAUAUAAGAAUACCAAUUACUGGUCGGCUGAUCUUCUUCAUAGAAUCUGGCACACCGAUGCCUUUGGAAAGGGGGCAAUAGGCCACUACGCUGAUACCUACGAAGACGUUUUGGAGUUGGCCAAGACCAACGGUAGCAGAGCAGUCAGAAAUUCUGCAUCCUUGAUACUUUAUGCUCUCGAUAUAUAUGCUCACGAUAUUUCCGUUCCAGGAGUUGGGUGCAAUGGCAUCUACGAAUUUAGAAAUGGUAAGAUGAUACAGACUGAAGACAAAACUACUACUACUGCUGCUGAUAUCAAAGCUACUGCCACCAAUGCUAUGACUAGUAACGCUGAAACUGCUGAUGCUGAAACUGAAAUCGCCAGUAAUUGCCAUACCCACGAUGAUGGCUCAACACACUGU